AUGAAUCGUCUUAUGAUUUGUAUGUUUGUUCUUGCAAUGUGUUUUGGGUUAAAUGUAUCAUCAUGGUUCAAAUGUCCGAACAACAAAAUUCUAAUUGAGAACGAUCUUGGUCCCGGUUUGGUUCUCCAGUACCAUUGUCACUCCAGAGAUGACAAUCUAACUGUUGCAAAUUUACAAUUCAAAGAAAUGAAAAGAAUAGUAUUCGGGGACAAGUUAGGCAGAAGGACAAGAUGGACUUGUACUUUGAAACAUGGAUUGUACAUGCGAUAUAGUAAAGAAUUUAUAGCAUACAAAGCCGGUGUCAUUGAUGAUUGUGAUAAAUGGCGUCAUUGGAUUGCCAAACGUGAUGGAAUUUAUCUUAUAAAAGAUAAAAAGCUGCCAGCAGUGUUCAAACAUGCAUGGAUUAAAAAAACUAAAUAAUGUUUAU
Messenger RNA from Camelina sativa (false flax), 427 nucleotides. The record is from RefSeq and is a predicted model, not a curated record. NCBI's taxonomy places the organism in Eukaryota, Viridiplantae, Streptophyta, Magnoliopsida, Brassicales, Brassicaceae.